Closterium sp. NIES-67 is the source of this 1979-nucleotide messenger RNA. The record is from the annotation of a GenBank genome assembly. NCBI's taxonomy places the organism in Eukaryota, Viridiplantae, Streptophyta, Zygnematophyceae, Desmidiales, Closteriaceae.
UUCGGGUAUAAUCCAAGUUCUUGGGGUCUGCAAGAGGACUGAGGGUCUGCAAGGAUGUCGUUUUCUCGUCGUGGGGAUGAACAGUAUUACUACGCGUGCCACGCCCUCAUCGUUAUUUUCCCUCAAUGGCGGGUUUCACUCUUGGUGAGGCCACACACCAUCGCGAGUCGUGCGUGGUACUAGUAGUACUCUGUGGCGCGAACCAUUUCUCAAUAACUAAUUGAGAAGCGUUGAACGUCCUUUCACCAGACAGCUCUCCUCUCUUUCAGCGUCGUCCUCCGCCGCCAUACCCCGUCAACGGGAUAAUAGUAGUUACUACUCACUACCGUCACGGCAUUAGUACCCCGGCCUUGUGCAUCGUCAACGCGCCGCGCAUCAUGCUGAGCGACUCGGAUCCCGCCAUCGUGAUGCUUCCGGACGGCACGAUUCGCCUCUUCACGCCGCCGGCCCGAGACGCGGCGGCGGAACCGCCGUCGGCGGCCUACUCCGACUCCGAUGCGACGGACGACAGCCGCGCCGCGGGGAGUACGGUCCGCGGACUCAGGCUCAGUCCCCCGCCGACUCCGCCCGCGAGGAUACGCUGCGGCGACGCAGACGCGGCGGACGUCGAAAGCGCGCCGGGCGCGCAAUCCGAGUCGGAGCACACCGAAGCGCACUCGGAGUCCGCGCUAGCUUCAACAAGUCCGCCGACGCUGGAAUCUCCGCGCCCUUCCCCGUUCUUGACCGCUGCGGACGUGCUGCGCGAGUUCCCCCGCCACUACCUCGCGCUCUCUUCCCCCGACCCCCCGUUCUCCCCCGGGGUCUCCGCAAUCCCCCGCCCGGGGACCACAUGCCGCUUCCCCCUUGGCGUCCGCUGGUCCCGGGCGCAACGUACCACCUCGUUCCGCACGCGACGCUGCGCCAAGGCGAGAAAACCUGCUCGGCGCGCUCGCUGCUGCGCACGUUCGCGUCGUGCCCGGAGAGAUUUGAUUCCGCGACUCAAGGUGGCGACAGGAGCGGCGCCGGAGGCUCCAGUUGUGCUAGUAACAACAAGCCAUCCCGCGGGACUAGUAUUGACGGCGCCCCCGCUGCACUCCCCGGUACUACCCACUCCGCGAGCUGUACGCGUUACAAGGUCCAUCGCGACAGUCGCCUUCAGAACUACCAGUUGUCGCAACCUCACACGAUGAUAAGCCGUUCCGUCAGCUACACGGGGCCCCACACGGCGUGCGAUUCCCCAUGGGUACUACACGAGAGAGAAAGGGGUGGUAAUCCAGUACGGAACUACGGAAUAGUAGCCGCGUCGGCAGUUGGGUCAGGCGGACUUGAGACGGGCGAUGUUCCAUCCCCGCUAGUGGCUGCGUCGUCAUUGACACUCCCAGAGUCUACACCCACUCGUGGCACGCGUUCUGGUGCUAAAAGGCUGCUGCGGAAAGUGCGGAUGGCUGCACUGCUCAAGUGGUUUCACGGCAGCACUUGGUGCAGUAACGACUUCGGAUGUAACUGCUGUUACGGCAACGAAAACAGCGCUUUUGAGAGGGGAGACUGUUUGAGAAUCCCUGAGGCUCGAAACGGGGGUGGCUGGAGUGGCAGCCGCAGCUGCAACAUCAUCAGCAUCAGCAGAAGUAGCAACACAACCAGCAGCAUCAGCUGCAGCAGCAGCAACACCCCCAGCAGCAGCACCCUGUGUGGAGGCCGCGGUAUGAGGCACCAGCAGCCUGACUGUUGCUCCAGCAUAAUGAGGUCUACAAGCCUCUUCUCGGAGCACCCGUUUUCUCCUAUCGAGAUUUGCUUUACAGCGGAUUCUUCCUGGGAAGACAUGCAACGUGCCAGCAGGAUGCUGGAGCUCGCUGUAAAUGAGCCACGAGAACCUGGAGUGUAGUAGCCCUUAAUAUAAUCACUUCGAAUUUCUGAUAUACUGCCGUAUCUACGUUUAGUCAGCUACAAGAACCUAGUGUGUGCCAUAGCUUGUCAUGCUCACUUAUUACAAUACUCAACUU